GGCGUCCACUCAUCGUCUCUCCUCACAGUUCAGCAUUGAAACGGUUUCUCCUAAAAACUGACCCCCACCAACAUGAUCCACCUGCUACUCUAUCUGGCUGCACUCAGUCAGCUGACAGAUGGGUCCCCGACUCUCUGCACUGUGUCUGGCCCGUCUGUUAUCGAUUUCAGCGGCAAGACUGAAUUUAUCCCGGAUCGCUGUGCGUACACUCUGAUAUCCGGUUCUGGCCUCGAGCUGACGGCCAUCUUCAAGGAGCGCCGCCGCAAAGACGUCAGUUUCUUAGACCAAGUGAUUCUGCGUGUCAGCGGCGUUAACUUUAACCUCGGACAAAGUGGGACAGUACAACAGGACGGCACGACGCUGACUCUGAGCUCCAUCCCGAUGACCGUGCAGGGCGUGAAGCUCUCAAAGGACGUGGACGGAGUCACCGCCGAAGUGUCCACCACCAACGGCGCUGCCUCCAUCGUGUUCGACGGCACCACCGCACAGAUCCUUGUGACAGGAACGCCCCCGACGCAGGGUUUAUGUGUGAACUCAAGCAGCUCUCUGAGUAGCAUGAAGGUCUCUGAGUUCAGCCCCAGCAGCUGUGGGACACUGGUCAGUGAACCCGCUGACAGCCAGAUCGACUGCAUCAUAAUGACUGAUCGGUGUAAUCUCCUGAAGGAGGCGCCGUUCACUUCCUGUCACAGUCUCAUCGACCCGGCGCCCUACAUCAAAGCCUGUACCAACAUGCUGUGCAAAUACCCAGUGCUGGAUGGAGUCAACUGCCAGUUCCUGCAGACGUACACUGAAGCCUGCAGCCUGAAGAGUGAUCACAAUGUGACGGACUGGCGGACAAAGACCGGCUGCUCUGACGAGGUAAAUGAGGACGUGCUCUGCAGCGCUCAUGAGUUCGUCGGUAUGGACAUCAGCGGUGACACCGGCUGCCUCUGUCGGGCGAAUUUUGCCGCCACUAAUAAAUGGGAAGACGGUUUAGGCAACCUGACAGUGUGCAGCACGAACGGUGCCUCAGUCAGUCUGGCUGGUUGUCUCCUGGUGGAAAGAGGCAUCGACUACAGGGCUUUACACCUGAAGGAUGACACCUGCAGGGGGCAGAUGGACGAAAAGACCCACAUGGUGACCUUCACCUUUAACAGCAGCAGCCCCUGUGGGAGGGAGAUCUUGGCCACAGACCAAAAGAUCACCUACAAAAAUGCCAUCAACAUAGACAACAACGCCUCCAGUGGGACUUUUCGCAGUGACUUGCUAAGAGUCAAUUUCUCCUGCUACUUCAACCAGCCGACAACCAAGUCCUUGACCUUCAAAAUCAAAGGAGGCAAAGCAAUGUCGCAGAUUGAGUCCGGAUCCUGGAACUACACUCUGGCUAUGACCAUGUGUGAGGACAUGUCCUGCACUAAAGAAUUCGACUUCUCUAACGGGAUCCAGAUGGACCAGACCAUUUACAUGAGCCUGGACACCUUUGGGCUGGACGGCAGCAUCAUCGUCCUGGUUGUGAUGGAUGCCUUUGCAAUCGGGGGCAAAGGACAGAAAUACUAUCUUGCCAACGGCGGCUGUGUGAACCCGCAGGAAGAUACGGUGAAGAUUGGGAUAAACAAAAACGGGGGAAGCGUUUUAGCCUUCCAGAUGUUUCAGUUCAAAGGGGAAAACAGUGCCCUGAAACUGGGCUUUAAGAUGAAGCUGUGUCUGAAGAGCAACAAAAGCUGUAUGCCGCAAUGUAAAGGCAAACGGAGAGGGAGAUCUACAACUUCUCAAAAUGAAGACGAAGAGAACGUCAUCAUGGUCUCCGUGGACUGGAACUAGGAAAGAUCGUUGUGCAGGGAUCCAGAUCGACCGAUUGAUCAGCUGUCAACCUUCAGAGCGACUUUGACUUCUGCUUCGUCCCGAUCGAGAUUCAGUCAAGUCUAAUAAUGUCCUAAAUUGUUCGUCCUGAUUCAGAGAAGGGGUUAUGUUUUAUGUUUAACUUGCCACUCGAACUUCAUUCAGUUGUAGUGCAACAACAAGCUGAACAAAAGGUGCAUUUAAUUGAUAUAGCAAAGUCUCAAGAUGCUUUACGAAAAAGCAGAAACAAUCAUCGAGCGAUUUGAUAAGAAGUUAAAUUAGGAUAAAUACAAUUUCUGUUUAAAAGCACAACACCUAAAGGACAAACUAAAAACACACAAUAUUAUAUUAAAAACUGUUAGAAUUCCAAAGUACCACUGAAUGUUGUUUGGUUGCACUUUCUUUUUCCCGUUCUUGCGGAUCACGUUUUGUUUCCUCUUCUGCAUGUCUGUGUUUUUGUUGGAGAGCUUGCAGGUCUUUAUAACUGCAUGUCCGUUUUAUCUCAGCUGUAAGAGAAGCUUUGUGAUGAAUGUUUACAUGAGAACAAAUCCAUCCCAGUGACGGAGGCUUGCUGCUUGUGUUUGUCGAGCACCAAAAAAUAAAUACAAAAUGGGAAUGUGGGUAAAAGACAUUCGAGUUCGGGUGAUUUUUUGGGUCACUUUGUAAGUCUUCAGUUUGUUAAAUUUGUGUCUCUUUAAGGCGGAAAAUGUCUUCGUUUUAAACCAUAUUUUAAACAUUAAAGUAGUUUUUUAAUUAAUUUGAACAAUUUGGAAAUGUGGGGAUAAGACACUUUGUUAUUCGGUCAUUGACAAACAUUUAUCAGUACAGAAAAGCAGAAAAUAAGUUUGAAAUAAGAAUAAAGAUAUAAUACAGAAACCAUUUACCAAAAGUAUCUUCACUCAAAUGAAUGUACUUUUAUAUACUGUACCUUUAAAUACUUUACAUACUUUAUUUAAUUCAAUUGAACUAUUUUAGUUCAUUUAUCAAAUAGUUUCCCCUUGAUGAAAAGUUCUAACAUUUAACAUUUUUUAUUUGGCUUUUCUGUAAAUUCAUGUUUUCGUUGUUUUUAUUUUUUAUUUAUUUGAAAUAAUACAACUUCAUAAAUCCGCUGAAGACUAAUAUAAAAAAA
Eleginops maclovinus (Patagonian blennie) is the source of this 2947-nucleotide messenger RNA. RefSeq names its product IgGFc-binding protein-like. Bases 73 to 1800 code for a protein of 575 amino acids. The transcript has 14 exons. Lineage: Eukaryota; Metazoa; Chordata; Actinopteri; Perciformes; Eleginopidae. The record is from RefSeq and is a predicted model, not a curated record.